This is a messenger RNA of Striga asiatica, 498 nucleotides long. NCBI's taxonomy places the organism in Eukaryota, Viridiplantae, Streptophyta, Magnoliopsida, Lamiales, Orobanchaceae. The record is from the annotation of a GenBank genome assembly.
AUGGAGUCCGGUGGAUUUAAUCAUUUUAUUGUCGCCCGACUCCUACCAUCAUAUCCGCCCACCACCUCCGACCGGCGAUACCAUCGGCAUCCGGCAACCGACCAAACUCUCCGACCACUUGCUCCGGCGACAACACUUCACGGCACCCGGGACCUGCACAUUCACUUCCCAUUUUUGUCUCUGCGGCUUUCACGGCGACCUCGCCUCACCGGCUUGACACCUGUUUUCCGCCGAUGCCGUCGAACCGACCGACGACGUUCGAGCUAUUCCCGGCGUCGAGCUGCUGUCCAUCCGAUUGCCGUGUUCGCGAGCUUCCAGCUCUGCCCGUCACACUCGAACUCCGGCAAGCUCGACUUCCCUAACCUAUCCUCUGAACCCCGGCGACACGCGUUCGCGGCAGCAGGUUUCCGGCGAUCGUGCCCACGUCCGUUCAUCUCUCGAGCAUACUCUCCUUCCGACUACCGAGCGCAUCAUUUUCCGUGGCCCCGACUGUUACCG